CGAGUACGCAUGCGUGAAGGGGAAUGCUCCAGUUUAUUGCUACAACACGACCAAACCGGAGUAUAAAUGCAUCAAUUUCGGAGCCUCUAUUUAAGCACACUGGAAAAAGUCUUCAGCAGAGUAUCUACAAGAUUGAAGAGCACAGAAAGAAGACCUUCGCCUCCGUUGGGUUCAAGAAUUCUCACCAAUCCUGAUGACAUCUUUAAGCACAAUAUGUGGGAUCAUGUGCAGUGGACAGACGAGGACAAAGAAAACGCACUGUUAAAAGCUGUUGAAAACUCCAAAGUGCACAUUCCGUUAAGGGAACAAGGCAAAUUUGAUACAGAAGCUUGCCACUACUGGGAUAAGUUUUAUGAGCAACACAAGGAUAAAUUCUUCAAAGAUCGCAAGUGGCUGCUUCUGGAAUUCCCAGAACUGCUUCCGUCAGAUUCAAAAAGCCAAGCCGGAAAUAGCGAGAGCAGCAGCUUCAACAGGGAGGUGGAUUGCAGACGUCAGCAACAGAGCAGCUACACACUCUUUGACUGUACCUCAAGACAUCAGCACCAAUGUCAAGAUGCAGAACUGGAAACAAAUGAAGCAGCCAUGUGGGUUUCUGACCCUGGACAAGACGCCUCUUUCAGGAUAUUGGAGGUUGGGUGUGGAGUUGGCAACAGUGUAUUUCCUAUUAUUAAUAACAUCAAGGAAAACGAUGCAUUUUUAUACUGUUGUGACUUCUCUCCGUGUGCUAUUCAACUGUUGAAGAGCCAUCCCGACUAUGACCACUCUUUGUGCCAUGCGUUUGUGCAUGAUAUUUGUGAGGAAGAGGGCUCUCUUCCCUUUCCUCCACAGAGUCUGGAUGUUAUUCUUGCAGUUUUUGUGCUCUCCUCCAUUCAUCCAGACAGGAUGCAAGGAGUUGUCAACAACCUAUCCUCCUACCUGAAAUUUGGAGGGACUUUCCUCUUUCGUGAUUAUGGGAGAUAUGACUUCUCACAACUCCGGUUUAAGAAGGGUCGGUGCUUGUCAGACAAUUUCUAUGCGCGAGGAGAUGGCACGUGUGUUUAUUUUUUUACAAAAGAUGAAGUUCAUAAUUUAUUUUCCAAUGCUGGAUUGGAGGAAAGUUCAGAAUCUUGAAGAUCGACGACUUCAAGUUAACAGAGGGAAAAAAGUGUCAAUGCACCGAUGGGUUCGCCCCUAAUCGCGACUAGUAAUUCCACCGCCGGCGGGUGAGGAAAUGCAUCGGCGUCGAGGCGUCAUCUCCACGGGG
Molecule: messenger RNA, 1243 nt
Organism: Phycodurus eques (leafy seadragon)
Lineage: Eukaryota; Metazoa; Chordata; Actinopteri; Syngnathiformes; Syngnathidae
Gene: mettl8
Product: methyltransferase 8, methylcytidine
Exons: 11
Coding region: 67-1110 (347 amino acids)
Molecular function (GO): tRNA (cytidine-N3)-methyltransferase activity
Source: RefSeq, a predicted model, not a curated record